CCACUUGUGGCGCUGGCAGGAAGGAGGAGAGACGGAGCCCACUUGCAGAGCCUGGGGUACCACUGACGAACGCCAGGAUGCUCUUUCUUUUUUGAAGCUUGGUGGGCAGGAGGAAAAGAAGGGGAAGGACUGCGAAAUGACCUGGACUUUCUCCGCAGAAUGAGUUAAGGGAAUAUCAGCAGAAGCACAGCCCUGGUGUUCCUGCAGGAGCUAAGAAAAAAAGAAAGAUCAAGAAUGGCAGUAGCCCUGAGACAACCACUUCUGGGGAUUGUCCCACACCUGAGGAUAUUCAGGACAUUCUGAAGGUGCUGGUGUCCGACCUUAACCGCUCCAAUGGGGUAGCGAUCCCCCCAUUGGACAAGUGGAAGGCACCCAAAGAUAGUGCAGAUCUUGUUACAUCGUCUGCUGAUGACACCGUGUCACCUGGCGGUGUCCUUUCCCCCUGUGCUAGUCCCCUCCGUGGCACUAGCAUGGCAACAACUCAGAACCAUGAUGCUGAAAAUGGUCCUGUUCCCAUUGAUGAAAACACAUCUUUCUCAUCCACCGAGAGCCUGCGACAGCUAUCUCAGCAGCUCAACGGUCUUGUGUCCGAGUCUUCACCUUAUAUCAAUGGGGAGGGCCUAGCAUCUCCUGCUAACAUAAAGAAGCUGGAGAGCCGGUACCACGAACUAUCACUAGCCCUGGACUCCAGCAAUCUAACAAACAAACAACUCAGUAGCAAGAUAGAGGAAUUGAAACAAGAGAACCAGGAAACUCUGGAUCAACUGGAAAAAGAAAAAAAGGAAUUUGAGCAGAAGCUUGCGAAGGAACAAGGGGCUCUGAGAGAACAACUGCAGGUCCACAUCCAGACCAUCGGGAUUCUAGUGUCUGAGAAGACGGAACUGCAGACCGCCCUGGCUCACACCCAGCAGGCAGCCCGGCAAAAAGCAGGAGAGUCGGAGAAUCUGGCUAGUCGCCUGCAGUCUUCCAGGCAGCGCGUGGGCGAGCUGGAGCGGACGCUGUCUGCCGUGUCCACGCAGCAGAAGCAGGCCGAUAGGUACAACAAGGAAUUAACCAAAGAGCGAGACACCCUCAAGCUGGAAUUAUACAAGAACAACAAAAGCAAUGAGGACCUAAAGCAGCAGAAGUCGGAGCUGGAGGAGAAGCUGCGGCUCAUGGCGACAGAGAAGGCAGCCAUGCAGCUGGGGAUGGAGGAACUUCAGAAGAAGCUGGAGAUGUCGGAGCUGCUGCUGCAGCAGUUUUCUACUCAGCCUACCCCUGACAGCAGCCAGCAGUUGCAGCAGGCCCUGGAGGAGCGGGCACAGCUGGAGACCUGUGUGGGGCAGCUGCAGGACUCGCUGAGGCAGCUGCAGGCAGAGAGAGACCAGUAUGUGGCGAAUCUGAAAGAAGACAGCACUGUUUGGCAGCAUAAGAUGCAGCAGAUGAAUGAGCAGCUGAACAAGCUGAGGGCAGAAAAAGAGCACAGCAUGAGUCAGGUGCAGGAGCUGGAGACCAGCUUGGCCGAACUGAGGAACCAGGCAGCGCCCCCAUCAGGGCCCUCGGAGACUGAACAGCGGCUGCAGGCAGAGGCUGAGCAGUUACAGAAGGAAGUGGAGAGCCUGGCCAGGCAGCUACAGGCGCAGGUGAAAGACAAUGAAAACCUGAGCCUCCUGAAUCAGGAGCAGGAGCAGCGGCUGAUGGAGCUGGAGCGGGCGGCCGAGUGCUGGGGGGAGCAGGCGGAGGAGCGCAAGCAGAUGCUGGAGAGCAUGCAGAGCGACCGCACCACCAUCAGCCGCGCGCUCACGCAGAACCGCAAACUCAAGGAGCAGCUGGCUGAGCUGCAGAACGGAUUCGUCAGGCUGUCCAACGAGAACAUGGAGAUUACCAGCGCGCUGCAUUCGGAGCAGCAUGUCAAGAAGGAGCUGGCCAAGAAGCUGGGCCAGCUGCAGGAGAACCUGGGAGAGCUGAAGGAGACGGUGGAGGUCAAGAGCCAAGAGGCGCAGGAUCUGCAGCAGCAGCGAGACCAGUACCUGGGCCACCUACAGCAGUAUGUGGCCGCCUACCAGCAGCUGGCCGCCGAGAAGGAGCUGCUGCACAAGCAGAUGGUACUGCAGACCCAGCUCGUGGACCAGCUGCAGCACGAGGACAUGCAGGGCAGGAUGGCGGUGGAGACAGCCCGGCAAGAGUUACAGGAGGCCCAGGGGCGCCUGGAAGCUGCCAACCAGCAUAACCAGCAGCUACAGGCCCAGCUGACCCUCAUGGCUGUGCCUGGGGAAGGAACUGAGCUGGACAUUGAGGACGAGGACAAGGCCGGGGAAGCUCCCCGGCCAAAGCUGAGUGUGCCAGAGGAGCUGGAUAGCCGAGAGGCCGUGGUGGAAUUUUUUAACUCGGCCUUAGCCAGUGCCGAGGAAGAGCAGGCACGACUCCGAAGGGAGCUGAAGGAGCAGAAGCUUCGCUGCCAGCGCCUGGCUCACCUGGUAGCUCCAGCCCAAGAUGGGGUGGAGAAGGAGGCCCCAGCCCCCGGGACCGAGGGGGACAGUGUGUCAGCCCCCGGGACCGGGGGGGACAGUGUGCCUGUGGAGACCCACCAGGCCCUCCAGGUGGCCAUGGACAAGCUGCAGGGCCGCUUUACUGAACUCAUGCAAGAGAAAGUGGAUCUGAAGGAGCGGGUAGAGGAACUGGAACAUCGCUGCAUCCAGCUGUCCGGAGAGACAGACACUAUCGGAGAGUACAUUGCUCUCUAUCAGAGCCAGAGGGCGGUGCUGAAGGAGCGGCACCGCGAGAAGGAGGAGUACAUUAGCCGGCUGGCUCAGGACAAAGAGGAAAUGAAGGUGAAGCUGCUGGAGCUCCAGGAGCUGGUGUUACACCUGGUGGGCGAGCGCAAUGAAUGGCAAGGCAAAUUCCUGGCUGCCCAGAACCCUGCUGGGGAGCCCACCGUGGCGCCCCCAGCCCCCCAGGAGCUUGGCGCUGCUGAGAACCAGGGUGGUCUCCUGGAGGUGAGCCUCUCGGACAAUGUGGAGCCCACCCAAGGGGAGGCCCUGCUGGGCCAGACCCUCACCGAGAACCCCACCGCGCAGCAGAUCAUGCAGCUGCUGCGCGAGAUCCAGAACCCCCAGGAGCGCCUGGGCUUGGGCAGCAACCCCUGCAUCCCCUUUUUCUACCGGGCUGACGACAACGACGAGGUGAAGAUCAUGGUGGUCUAAGUGCCUGAGGCUGGCAGGCAAAGACCGGAGAACUGGGGCCGGGGGCUCUGCCCCCACCCGUCCCCGCCACCCUGUCCCUCCUCCCUGCCCUCCUUCCCAGUCACGUCGUCAUCCUAGACUAGCAAGCUAAUGCCCCUGGAAAGGGGAACAAGCCCCCCCCUCUAAUGGGGGGAGACACAUAGGUGCAGACCCCUGGCCGUCUUGGCCAGGGCUGUGUCUUGAUCUCUGGACGAUUAAUAGUUCCAGAAAAACAAAGAGCCAGAGGCUCGGUAAAGACAGUUGAUUUAGGAGGCUGCCCUUCUCGGGGAGCAGGGGCUCCCUGGUAGCCUCUUCACCCCCAUCAAGCAGUCCUUCAUUAAGAGGGGCUUAUGCAUCCUCUAUUCAGAGGCACUUUGGGGCACAAGUGUCCCCCCCUGUCCAGCUAGACAACUGGGCAGCACUCUAAUAGGCCUUGGGAAGUUGGGGCAAACCGAGGCCAGGCAAGGACAUAAGCUGGUGGCGGAAUGGGCUCCCUCCCCAGUGUUUAUACUGUAACUGUGUAACAUUUUGUAUAUUCUGGAGGUAGAGCAGCCCCCUGUAUCACAGGGGAGGUCAGAGCUGGUAAAUGGGGAGGAGUUUCCAUUGAAUAUCUGGGGCUGGGGAAACUUAUUUAUUGAUAACGUAGGAUGGAGAGGAGGUGGAGGCGGGGACGGGUUUGUGCCCGGGUGAGUCGACUCCUGUUUCAUUUCACUUUUUAUUUCAGAAUAAAUGGAUUUAGCCAUA
This is a messenger RNA of Sus scrofa (pig), 3944 nucleotides long. It is a transcript of the gene GOLGA2, whose product is annotated as golgin A2. The record is from RefSeq and is a predicted model, not a curated record. Gene Ontology annotation, biological process: Golgi organization. Gene Ontology annotation, molecular function: protein binding. Lineage: Eukaryota; Metazoa; Chordata; Mammalia; Artiodactyla; Suidae. Gene Ontology annotation, cellular component: Golgi cisterna membrane; Golgi apparatus; Golgi cis cisterna.